Messenger RNA from Panicum virgatum (switchgrass), 625 nucleotides. RefSeq names its product protein STIG1-like. The coding region runs from base 54 to 443 and encodes 129 amino acids. The record is from RefSeq and is a predicted model, not a curated record. The transcript has a single exon. Lineage: Eukaryota; Viridiplantae; Streptophyta; Magnoliopsida; Poales; Poaceae.
UUCUUUCUCAAUAAGGCGGGAACAGCAGGCCAAAAAAGAAAACCAAUCGCGUCAUGAGAAGCCUCGCCGUGCUUUUCAUAAUGGCGCUCGCCGCGGUCGUCAUCGUGCCACCAGUCGCCACCGCCGGCCAAGCGGGGCUUACGCCCAGGAGGAGCCGGUUCCUAGCGGCCAACGCCCUGCCCGUCUACGACUGCUCCAAGAAGUCGGCCUCCGUCUGCCUCGAGCGGGGGAGCCCAGGGGCGACGUGCUGCGGCGGCCAGUGCGUCGACGCCAUGUCCAGCCCGUACCACUGCGGCGGCUGCAACAAGGUGUGCAAGAGUCGCCGCGGUAAUUGCUGCGGCGGGCGCUGCGUCGACCUGGACUUCGACAAGGACAACUGCGGCAGGUGCGGGAACCAGUGCAGCAACAAGAAGUGUAACUAUGGUUUCUGUGACUACGCUUAAUGUACCAAAAUCGGACUGUGAAAGCUUUGUGAAGAUCUUGUUUGCUGCAAAUGAUCAUGACUUGCUAUAUUCUCGAUGGAAACCGCGAAAGUGGGAACACUAGCUUGCUGACUGGAGUUAAGUAUUCUAAGGUUCUAUUUUGAAUGGGAAGAGACGCUGGUGCGUGAACUUUUAGGAUGAAA